AUGAACGACAUUUGUGCUAGACGGUUUGCACAGGGGAUGAUGUUCCACCAGCUGAUGCGCUGCCACGGGACUCUGUGGGCCGCGACGCAGGUGACCAAGGAGAAGCUUGAUUACAACUUUAUUCGUGAGGAGUUCAUGCGAGUAAAUGGUAGACGCACAAUGCCGCUCCUCAUUGGUGCUGCUGCGGAUGAAAAUCUCCAUGGGAUGCACCUGACACACCUGACGGAGCAUUGUGCAUGGGGAGAGAGCGCCAGAGCCUCCGCUGUGCAUCGACAGACGCCGUUGUCGCAGCACAUUGGGGCGAUGGGAAGAAUGUCCGAGACAAUUCAACAGACGAAAAACUCGGCAACAAUGCAGAAUCUCUUCAAUGAACAUUUGUCCCACAUUGAAGGCAUCAGCACUUUUGAGGAAGAGCCACUUGUCGAGGAUGAAAAUUGA
Messenger RNA from Trypanosoma cruzi, 438 nucleotides. RefSeq lists its product as uncharacterized. The coding region runs from base 1 to 438 and encodes 145 amino acids. The record is from RefSeq and is a predicted model, not a curated record. The transcript has a single exon. Lineage: Eukaryota; Euglenozoa; Kinetoplastea; Trypanosomatida; Trypanosomatidae.